Tarenaya hassleriana is the source of this 1453-nucleotide messenger RNA. RefSeq lists its product as uncharacterized. The record is from RefSeq and is a predicted model, not a curated record. The transcript has 2 exons. Lineage: Eukaryota; Viridiplantae; Streptophyta; Magnoliopsida; Brassicales; Cleomaceae. The coding region runs from base 195 to 1274 and encodes 359 amino acids.
AACAUUUCACGUACCUUCGCACGUAUAUAAACACCUGGGCGUAGAGCGGCAAGCAACUGCGAUUUUUUUUUAAAGGUUCGGAAGAUCAUUUCGCCGUCUCGUGGAGUUUUUUCUAGGAGAAUUUAGUGGGUUCGAUUGUGGAUCUAGAACAAAAUUGAAAGAGAGGAUACAUUCCUGACAGAAUUUUUCAAGAUAUGGACCCGAUGAAUAGAGACUCUGGUUCAACUCCUGCAACAGAUCCUCCCGUGAAGCGGAAACGAGGUCGUCCCUCCAAAGAUGAAAGCCUACACCAACAAGAGAAACCUGACAAUAUGAGCACUGAUGAUGCUGUUGACAACAUGAUGGGCCAGGUCGUUUCUGGCGUAGUUGAAGGUUCUUUUGACGCAGGGUAUUUCAUCAGCGUCAAUGCCAAAGACACUGAUAAGGAAUUGAGGGGCAUCGUGUUUAUACCCGACAAAGUCACUCCGAUCACCGCAGAAAAUGACGUGGCUCCUCAUGCCAAGAUGUAUGGAAGAGAAGAGAUCGCUGUCCCUUCUACUCUGGACCACCAAACUCAGCCUCGGGAGCAAAGCGGUGGCUUGGACAACGUUAAGAACCAAUCAGAAUCUUGUAUGGCAUCUUGCCCUCAUGAUCAACCAAUGAAAGACACAGGCACAGCCACUGAUAUGCAGAUCAAAGACAUUGGAGAAAAAGUUGCUUCAGUGCAGGUUCCAGAAUAUGAGGCCGGAAACCGGGCUCUGUCUCUGAUGCCAGAGGCGGGCAAUGGUGACUUCUCUAAACAGGAUGAAGCUUCUGGGGGGAAUGACAAAUCAGAAACAGAUACGACUCGAUUUGUAGAUUUCUUCCCCUCCCAUGAAAAGACACAACAGCAAGCCAUGGGUUCUGGUUCCGACCCCAGUCUUGUGUUGUUCCAGAAUGAGACAAAGACAUCAAGAACCGAGCAACAGAAAUCUCCUGCAUGUACUGAACCUCAUGGAUUCAAUCUUUUGACAGAAAAGCCGGAUACUGCCAUGGAAAAUGUGCCUGAGGGGCUUCAGCUAGAGCUCGGGAACAAGACCAUGAGUGGAGCCAACAUGGGCGGUAACACCCCCGAGGCAAAUCCUCAACUGGCUGCAUCAAAGAGCGGCUUCCUAAUAAACCUGUUCGACGCAGCCAAACCAGAAGCUUCUGUUUCAGAGAGCGGUUUCAUGGCGGCUCUCCAAGCAGAUAUCUCCACCAACAAGAACGUAGAUUGCAACAUGGAAGAAGAAGCUAUUCCCAACGUGCCUGAGUGAUGCCAGAUCGGAGAGAUCUCUCAUUCUUUAUGGUGAAAUGUUAGAGAGAAGAUAGUUGUAGGAAUCUUGAAUGAAUUUUAUUUGUUUUGAAUUCAUAGUUAGUCGUUUAUGCAUUUUCAUUUGCUGAUAAUUGAUGUUUUGGGCUAAACUCUUUCUCUAGUGGUGCAGUGAUUAUUUCC